Molecule: messenger RNA, 288 nt
Organism: Umbelopsis ramanniana AG
Lineage: Eukaryota; Fungi; Mucoromycota; Umbelopsidomycetes; Umbelopsidales; Umbelopsidaceae
Exons: 3
Coding region: 1-288 (95 amino acids)
Biological process (GO): negative regulation of translational initiation
Molecular function (GO): eukaryotic initiation factor 4E binding
Source: RefSeq, a predicted model, not a curated record
AUGGCAAGCAACGGUUCCACCGAAGUCAAGACUGAGCCAGUCAUUAUCAAGUCUGCUGUAUCCGAAACUGGAGACCGCACCACUUAUGAACGUGCCACUUUGCUUUCACUUGCCAAUAGCCCCUUGAGCAAGGCGCAACCUGGUAGAAUGGCUUAUGUUCCUGGUAUUACUAAGAGCGCUAGCGUUCCUAGUGGCUCCUACAACAAGAAGUCCGUUGAGCAAAAGAAGGAAGAGAAGCAUAAGAAGAAGUCAACAUUCAAUCCUUUCGAGCUCCUUGGCGAGGAUUAG